Botrytis byssoidea is the source of this 1494-nucleotide messenger RNA. RefSeq lists its product as uncharacterized. NCBI's taxonomy places the organism in Eukaryota, Fungi, Ascomycota, Leotiomycetes, Helotiales, Sclerotiniaceae. The transcript has 4 exons. Bases 1 to 1494 code for a protein of 497 amino acids. The record is from RefSeq and is a predicted model, not a curated record.
AUGGCUAUUCUCACAGAGGAGGGCAAUGAGUAUGAAGUGAAGAUCAUCGAUUGUGCAACAAACCAACCAUUCAAAGAAUAUGUUAAGCUGGGAGAUCUAGAAAGUCAUGGUGAUUCGAAAUGCGAGCGUUAUAUUGUCGCGCGGCCGGGUGCCAAGUUCAAGAUCGAAGUCACCCUGAUGUCAGGAUUCUGCUUCGAACCUUUCCAACAGGUUCAAGCUCACUUGUGCUUGGGGAGUUCAGGCGAUAGGCGUGCGGCGUACAUCUUUAGAAAAGAUAAACCAGAAAUUAAUGGCAUUAGUAAGGGUUACAAGGGAUUCAUCGAGUGCGUCAACAUGGCAAGAUAUGGUGAGGAUAUCGUCGGCGCACCUUUCAUCUUUUCUUCUCUUGACGUCGACGAAGAUCUCUCGAAUGAGACUGAUGUCAUCGGCCUUGAUCCAGCCGAUAUUGGCCAUUUUUCUGUCGGACUUUAUCGUCGAACUAUGGAGAAAGAGAAGAUCAAAACAUCAACAAGAAAUUCAACAAAACCUUCAACACAUCUAUGGCAUGCAAAAAAAGUGGACCAGUUGAACUUCAAAAAAUAUGGAGUUGGGUCAAAACAAGACCCGACUGUUGGCCUACAUUUAUACGACUUUGCUUCCACCAGGUUGACAGUUCUCAAUUUCCAAUAUAUGUACCGCACUUCCGAAUUUCUAGAUCAUUUGUACAUCGUUCCAUAUCCGCCAUCGCUUUACUAUACCCCCUGGAAGUCACUUGCAACUACGGAGCGGCAAUGUUCCCUGAAAGAACUACAGAGUCUGAGCAAAGUUCAAGUACAAUUGGCUGUCAAUCAGAAUUUGGUAUAUGCCAGGGAGCCCAGAGAAUGGCGCACUUGGAAUAAUAUGCAGCCAUCAGAGAGGCAGAGUGCUUUUAUGAUGCUGCAGAAAGAUCAAAAGGCUUUUGAAAGAGGAGAGUUCAAACAACAAAUGUCUUGUGUGCCUGCUAAGAAAAUCAUUGUUCUCGACGAUGAUGGCACUGCCCCGCAACCUUCCCAUCCUAGGGCACUAGCAAAAAUCAAACGUGAAGCUCAAGGUCCGCCAAACGCGACCAAGCAGGAAAUUAAAACCUCAUACGGAGUUUUAACACAAAGACCCGGCCCCAAUAUGACUCAGAACUGUAAGAUAAAGAAGGAGCAUGUUGAUCGAGACCAUGUAGAUCUGUCCGCUGAAGAGCCGUUGGCGAAGAGACGAAAGAUCAAGCAGGAGCCAAUGGAUAUGAAUGUGGUUAACAAUGUUAAGAACCAGCAAGAACCAAUGGAUCUUGAUACACUAGAUGAGAUGGCUAUAGUCCUCAAGACGCAAGCAACAAUAAAGUAUGAUCUAACGGAGCUCGAAGAUGCUAUAAUCCUCCCGGAAUCAUCGACGCCAAGAGCUGAUCUUGAGGAAUCAGAUUAUUUGGAGAUGGCGGAAGAAGUAUUGCGACAGACUGCUGAUGAGUUCGUGCGAAUUAGAGGAUAG